Messenger RNA from Colletotrichum truncatum, 222 nucleotides. RefSeq lists its product as uncharacterized. The record is from RefSeq and is a predicted model, not a curated record. Lineage: Eukaryota; Fungi; Ascomycota; Sordariomycetes; Glomerellales; Glomerellaceae.
AUGGAUGCUCUCGGCACCCUUCGGCCUCCACCGGUUCGGAAACACUGUUUCUUCGACUGUGACGAUGAGGACUACGACUAUACCAAUCUCGAAACCCAAACCCAAGAUGAACAAGACGACAAUGACAAUAACAAUCAACACGAGGAGGACAAUGACCGGAAUGGUGAUUGUGAUGAAGGCAAUGACGAGGAGGAAGAAAGCAGCGACAGCGACAGCGACUAG